Brachypodium distachyon (stiff brome) is the source of this 4547-nucleotide messenger RNA. RefSeq lists its product as uncharacterized. The record is from RefSeq and is a predicted model, not a curated record. Lineage: Eukaryota; Viridiplantae; Streptophyta; Magnoliopsida; Poales; Poaceae. The transcript has 3 exons. The coding region runs from base 1205 to 2203 and encodes 332 amino acids.
CCUGUUUCAUUUCUCUCGCCCGAAAUCGCUACCGUUCCGUCUCUUUCGUCUCGACGCGCUCUAGAACCUUCUCCAUCAGAAGCUCUUCCUAGCUCCUUUCCCACUCCGGCGACCGGCGAAACCGAGCCCGGGCAUCCCCAUGCUCCUCCCUACCGACCGGAGUUGCCAGGAAUCUGACAUGCAGGAUGAGGAUAGGGAUCAGACACACUGUGAUACUCGUGGAGUACUCACGGGCUCUGUCGUCUAGCGGGUAGCCACCGGUGCAUGGCGACCGCUUCAAGGCUCUUGCCACAGGAGGGUGUUGCUACGUGUGCCACGGUAGCUCGGCGCGCGCGGCGGCAAGAUUCUUCACCCUGCCUAUAAAAGGGCAUGGUGGCCACGGAGCAACUCAAAGCAAAGCUAAGAAGAUGGCGAGUGAUGCCAUAGAGAAGUGGUGGUGGUGCAUUUCUCCGCGCACUAGCGCCGAGGGUGUCGUAGCCCGGGGCGUAGACACCGGGAGUGGGCGGCACCCCCUUUAGGUUCGGCAGAGGGCGUCGGGGAUCGCUCCGGCGAUCGCUGGCGAGGCCAAUGUCAAGCGUAACGGAACACAAGAUCGCUUUUACCCAGGUUCGGGCCACCCUGAGGUGUAAAACCCUACGUCCUGCUUCUGUGCUUUUAUUAACCGAUGAACAAGGGUUUACAGGUUGUCAGGGGAGUCCCCAGGUGCUCUCUCCUUUCUUGCUAAGGGCUACUUGCUAUUUUCGGCUAAAACUAGUAAGGAACCGAACCCUUCGACCGUUGGCAACGAUCCUCCUUUUAUACUCAAGGGGAUACCACAGGUGCCUUGGUGCAUGGGUGACAAAUGGCGAGCAAAGAACUCGAGCAGCUUGACAAAUGGCGAGCAAAGAACUCGAGCCGCUUCUGGUGCCCAUUUAUGCGUUACUCCAGGGACUCCGCCGUUACGGGCAGAGUAGUGGGGGCGAGAUUUCUGCCUUAACCUCCCCUUAAUCACGGGUGGUUAAGGCCACGCCCCGCAUUCCCCCACUUUAAGCGUACUUAUCCCCAGCACACCCGUAGGGUGCGGAUGCGACCGUUACCCAGCGCUGGGGUACUAUAAGACCCCACCGCUGCGCUGAGGAGCUAACACUUAGCCCCCCAGCCCUUCUACCUCAUCCCCAUUCUUCCUUGCGAUCCUGAUUUUUGCCAAUCUCCAUCUGCAUUCCCCAUGGCGCCCACAGCCCCCAAGAGAGGGAAAGGCUCCAAGAGUUCCGCGGCCGACAAAGCCGAGAAGGCUCCCAAGAAGCCUCUCUCGGAGAAGGACCAGAAGAAGCGGGAGUUGACGGCCACGCAGGCCUUCUUCAGGCCCGGCUACAACGGCGAGGGGCUUGACAAGAUCCGGCAUGCCGUCGCCUCUCGGUUCAACGAGUACGGCGAGACGCUCAUCUUCCCCGCCGGCGCUGAUCACCAGGACAACAACUUCCGGGUGUUCGCCCGCUUCAUCCUCGCCGGGCUGGUACCUCCGUUCUCCCUCUUCCUCCACGCGCUCAUGGCGGCGUACCAGCUCCGGGUCGCGCAGGUCCACCCCACCUCCCUCUUCCUUCUCGCCGUCUUCCAACUCCUGCGAGGGGUUCGUUGGGGUGAUGCCGUCAGUGGCGUUGUUCUGCCACUACUUUUACCCGCGCGUCGAGCAACCGGAGGCGAUGUCGUCAGGGGUGGUGUUCCGUGCCCGCGACAAGAUGAAGUCGGAGUUCAUCGUGCGGACAGAGAAGAAGAUCGAGAAGGAGUGGCGCGCGGAUUGGUGUUGGGUUCGCGUGAGGAUCCCAAUGAGCUCAUCUACGCACCCACCAAGCUGCCCGCAAGCAACAACGGUUGGCGGGACCGCUACAGUUGCGACGCGGAGCUCCUCCCCAUCGUCGAGAGGAUCAAGGCCCUACGGCUAGCGGGCCUCACUGAUCUCGACGUGGCGCGCACCUACAUCAGCCGGCGCAUCGCGCCGCUGCAGCUGCGGUCUCGCCCCGCGUGGCUGUACACGAGGCCCGGGGACAACACGCGCCUACAGAACAAGGGCGUGACCCUGGACGCGAUCCGGGCGUGGGUGAAGGGGAUCACCGGCGAGGAUGCCCCCUUUACGGAUUUGCCCCCGGAGGCUCCUUCCUUCCAUGCCGGCAUCGCGGGGCUGCACGACAUCGUCAGCAGCUACCCGCCUGCAACGAGUGGGGGCUGAUGUCCGAUUCCCCCGCUCGAGCCCCACAACCUCCGCCCGCCGCAGCGCGCGGGAAGCGAGUGGCCGAGGAGAGCGGGGGGGGGGGAAUCGGAGCUCAGCUGGCCCGACGUCGAGUCCCUCCGGCGACGAGGCUGGCCACGUUGCCAGGGCCCAGACAGCCCUUCCUGUGGCAGACGAGACGGACGAGGACGACGCACCUCUGGUGCGGAGGACGAGGGCGCCCGCGGAAGCGGCCGCCUCUGCCGCGGCCACAAUCGCCGUGACGGCUUCCACGGCGACCGGGGCUGUGGCUAUCCCACGAGGGCCUGUGGCUCUGCCCAAGCGGGGAAUCUUCGGGGGCUACACGUUCAAGCUCAACCCCCCAAGGGACAGCACCCCGGCAGGGGCCGGCAAGAGGGGGAGGAUUGACACUGCGCCCGCUGCUCCGAGCAAGAAGCCGCGCACCCGGGCCAGUGUCAGUGCCAGCCAACCCGGCACGGGGGCCAGCGGCACAACCACCACACUUGCCGCCGGCUCGAUCCUGGUGGAGGAGGAGCCCGCAGCGGACCGCCCGACUACAGGAGCCGGGACAGAGGGGGACAAGGCUCCUCCUGCUAGCACGGCGGCCCCACAAGGUACUCGUCCAGAGCCUCCUUGCGUUCGUCGCCGGGUACCCCAGCUUAACCCGGAGCACUAAUUUUGUUCUUUGUCUUUGGCACUGUUUGCGCCCUCAACGAGGGCAGGCGACGCGGUGUCGACCUCACCUCCGACGUCGAGGACGUUGGGGCGGGGGACAAGCCAGAGGCGGCCUCCGCGCCAAGCCCCGCCACCCCAGACACAACGGUGGCGGCCCCCACAGUCUCUACCCGAGCGGGGACCGGCAGCGCGGCCCUGGCCUCGCAAACCGGAGGCACGGAUCCCGCGGCAGCCCAGCAGGAGGCGACUCCUGCCGGGGGCGCGGUUCCUCCACCAGCCCCGCCACCUUCGGACGCGGGGGUGGAGGAGGAAGUGGUGGGGGAGCAGCAGGCGGCUCCCCUGCAAGGAGACGAUGCUCCUCCCGGGCAGACCGUCGUGGCGGGGGUCUCGUCGUCGUCCGCCACUACCUCCAGCCCAGACCCCGGCAUCCUUGCCGGGGCGACUUGGGACUCAAUCACGUGGGCCCCGAGCAUCUAUGAUCAGGGGCAUUAGUUCCUUGAUGCCAUCAAGGCGCGGCAGCUGGCGUUCGUCACCUCCUUCAACAAGGUGAGGGAGUACCACGAGCUCGCGAAGGGCCAGCUCGGCGAGGUGCGGCGAGACGUCGAGAGGGAGCGACAGGAUCUCUCCCGGCUACGGGAGGAGACGCGUCUGGCUCGGCUGGCCAGGGACGAGGCCGCAAUGCCGGUCGUCCCCGAGGCUGAGCUCCAUCGGCAACUGGAGGCCCAACGCGCCGAGCACCAGCAAGCACUGGACUCGCUGGCCGCGGCGCGGGAGAAGGCCAACAAGGAGCACGGGGAGGUGCUCGCGACAACCCAGCCUCGCCUCAACGAGAAGAGCGAGCUGGUCAGCAGCUACUCCUCCCAGCUCCAGGCGCUACGCACGAAGCUGGAGGAGCAGGCCAAGGUUGCGGAGGACGCGGCCGUGGCAUCGGCGCGGCAGGAGAAGGAGCUCAACUCCGCCAAGGAGAGGAGUGCCCACCUCGAGUCGGAAUUGUCCACCGCCCGGGGCGAGCUCGUCAAGCUGGGCGAGGACAAUGUGGCCAAGGCCAAGGAGAUCGCGCGACUCGCGGAACUCCUCCGCAAGGCCAAGCACGCGGUGGCGCUGGCGCGCGGUAACCACGAAAAGCUGGCGGGCAGCGGCGGGAGGAGAACGAGAAGCUCCGCGAGAUCGCCUAGGCCGUGCACGAGCUGCUGCCGAGGUUUGAGCUGCAGGCCGCGAAGGUGGACGGUACAGACGUCAGCACCCUGAUCCCCUUCUUCUCCGACAUGGUGGGGAAGCUCGGGGCGCUGGAUGUAUGGAUCUCCAAGUUCUGCGACGGGGAGACAGCGUCGUGCGCCAGGGAGAUCGCCGACACGAUCCUCUCCCGGGUGCACAACCACCACCCCGACUUCCCCUUCGAGACGCUGCUGGACGCGUGGUCGGACAGCGAGGACGGCCCCUCCCACACCAGGGCGGUAAGCCAUUUUGUCGAUGAAGUGGUGGACUGGAUGCAGAGGAAGCCGGAGCCCCCAGCGGAAGCCCCCGGCAACCAGCCGUCUUAGUUCCCUGCUAGUUUUUGUCUUUCCUUUUGUUUCCUGCAAGUGUCGCGCACGGCGCCGUUGAACAAUUAUGGUUUUUAUUAGUCCAUGUAAACGUUCGCUACUUUUAUGAAUUUCGUUUUCUGGUUCUA